AUGCAAGGUCCGGCAGUUUUUAUGGAUAUAUCUCUUGAAGAUCAAGCUCUGGAGCUAAGGAAAUACUUCAAAAGCCUGGGCGCCGAAAUUGCGGAGGAGAAAUCACCAAAAGGAAUCGAAGACGAUUUACACAAAAUUGUAGGAGUUUGUGAUGUAUGCUUUAAGGAACAAAAUGAAUCUGAAAUUGAAGCUAUACUCAACAGUAUUGUUUCUAUUAUGGUGUCCAUUCCUCUGGAAAGGGGUGAAAAUCUGAUAGUGGCUUUUAGCCAAAGGCUAAGCAAGGCACCUGGACCUAAACUUGGAGUGGUUGUAGUACAAUCAUUAUGGCGUCUUUACAACAAUUUGGAGCCAAACUCCCCUUUGCGCUAUCAUGUAUAUUACCAUGUGAUUGAGCUGGCAGCCCGUGUUGGGUAUGUGCGUGAGGUGUUCACUGGUGUGGAGCAGCUCAGAAAAGAGUUUGCUGGAUGCCCACCAUCUAAUGAACAAAUGCAGAAACUGUACAGACUAUUACAUCAAGUAUUAAAGGAUCAAAAUAGUGAAUUAGCUGCAAAGGUUAUGAUCGAACUGCUGGGCACUUACACAGAUGAGAAUGCUUCUUAUGCAAGAGAAGAUGCCAUCAAAUGUAUAGCAACUGCAUUGGCAGAUCCCAACACAUUCCUACUAGAUCCAUUGCUUUCUCUAAAACCUGUAAGAUUCCUAGAAGGUGAACUCAUUCAUGACUUGCUCACAAUUUUUGUAUCAGAGAAAUUAUCUAGCUAUCUCAAAUUCUACAACAGUCAUAAAGAAUUUGUUCAUUCUCAAGGGCUCAAUCAUGAACAGAAUGUCAAGAAAAUGAGGAUAUUAUCCUUUAUGCAGAUGGCUGAAUCAAACCCAGAGAUCACUUAUGAUGAGAUUAUAUCUGAACUGCAAAUCGAAGAGAAGGACGUAGAAGCCUUUAUCAUUGAAGUGUUGAAGACUCGGCUGGUGCGCGCGCGCAUGGACCAGGCGGAGCGCGCGGUGCGCGUGUCGCACACCAUGCACCGCACGUUCGACCGCGCGCAGUGGCAGACGCUGCGCGACGUGCUGCUGGCGUGGCGCGCCAACGUGCACUCCGCGCACGACGCCAUGAAGUCCGUCGCCGCCGCGCAGAUCGAGUACUCCACGCAGAACCAGAAGGCCUAG
Messenger RNA from Arctia plantaginis, 1161 nucleotides. Lineage: Eukaryota; Metazoa; Arthropoda; Insecta; Lepidoptera; Erebidae. The record is from the annotation of a GenBank genome assembly.